Cynara cardunculus var. scolymus (artichoke) is the source of this 1905-nucleotide messenger RNA. Its product is annotated as probable glycosyltransferase At5g03795. The record is from RefSeq and is a predicted model, not a curated record. NCBI's taxonomy places the organism in Eukaryota, Viridiplantae, Streptophyta, Magnoliopsida, Asterales, Asteraceae. Gene Ontology annotation, molecular function: glycosyltransferase activity. The transcript has 5 exons. Bases 18 to 1571 code for a protein of 517 amino acids.
CAAUCCAUUUGAUCUACAUGGAUAAUGGGUUUCUUCACUAUCUAUAUGCAAAGCGAACUACGAAAUGGAUUUGGCUAUUCGGAAUUACAUUUGCUGUGGUAUUGACGGUUCAGUAUUCUGAACUUCCAAUUUUCAGUGGUAUAUCAUUUCUACUUUCCGGUGCCAGGUCACACGACUCGAAUGAUUCAUAUUCAGGUGAUAACAGGUCCAUAAUCAAUAGCGAGGCCCCUCUUUCGUCAAAAGAGGAUAUUGGAACAAAAAGCAAUUCUUCCAUAAAUUCCACUGAGAAAAGUACGAAAAAUGGUUCAUCUUUGAGUAUUCUUUCCAUGGAUGAUAAAAAGAAGCCCAAAAUGGAGACUUUGCCAGUAAUGUCAAUUUCCCAGAUGAAUGAACUGCUUCAGACUGGUCGUUCUUCGCCACAUUUAGUCCCAUCUCAAUCGUCAUCAUUGGUUGAUCAACAACUGCUCGAAGCAAAAUCACAAAUUGAGAAUGCCGGCAUCACGAACAAUGAUACAGAGCUUUACGCCCCUAUUUACAGGAAUGUUUCUAUGUUUAAAAGGAGUUAUGAGAUGAUGGAACAAAUGCUCAAAGUUUACAUAUACAAAGAUGGAGAAAAGCCGAUUUUCCAUGAUUGGAUACUAGAGGGAAUAUAUGCUAGUGAGGGUUGGUUCUUGAAGCUAAUGGAAGCAAACAAACAGUUCGUUACGGAAGACCCAAGUGAAGCUCAUUUGUUUUACAUACCUUUUAGUUCGCGAUUGCUUGAGUUAACGCUUUAUGUUCCUCACUCGCACAGUCGUAAUAAUCUGAUUCAGUUCAUGAAGAACCACACUGAAAUGCUUAUAACUAAAUAUCCAUUCUGGAACAGAACCGAUGGAUCGGAUCAUUUUUUGGCUGGUUGCCAUGAUUGGGCCCCAGCUGAAACGAGGGGACGGUUGCUCAAUACGAUCAGAGCCCUUUGUAAUGCCGAUAUCCGGACAGGUUUUAACAUAGGCAAGGAUGUUUCGCUUCCCACAACGUACGUAAGGUCUGCAAAAAAUCCUCUGAAAGAUGUUGGAGGCGAGCCAUCUUCCAAAAGAACGAUUUUAGCCUUUUUUGCUGGAUAUAUGCACGGUUAUGUCCGGCCAGUUUUGUUAAGCCAUUGGGGAAACGAUACGGACAUGAGGAUCUUCGGCCGAAUGCCUCAUGUUAAAGGUAAUAAAAACUACAUCGACCACAUGAAAACGAGCAAGUACUGUAUCUGCGCUCGAGGUUUUGCAGUGCACAGCCCACGAGUCGUGGAGUCGUUAUUUUACAAUUGUGUCCCCGUGAUUAUUUCUGAUAAUUACGUGCCCCCGUUUUUUGAGGUUUUGAACUGGGAAUCUUUCGCUGUAUUCAUAUUGGAGAAGGAUAUUCCGAAUCUGAAGACGGUACUGCUUUCGAUCCCCGAGGAGACGUAUCUCGAGAUGUACGAGAGAGUGAAAAAGGUACGGGAACACUUUUUCUGGCAUUCCGAGCCUAUCAAGUACGAUUCGUUUCAUAUGGUUCUUCAUUCCGUAUGGUACAAUAGAGUUUUAGGAACAAAUUUAAGUUAAGAGGUAUCUAGAACCCCUAUCAGAUAAGGUCUCGUUAAUGACUCAAUUCGUACCAUAUCGUUUGUUUGAAUGAAUUAGUCGGAAUUAGAGAACUCAAAGCGGGCCAGAGGUAUUUGUAUUGAAAUUAUUGGGCCCGUUUUGUACCGAACCGCAGCAUGGGACGGUUAGAAUUGUUCAGCAACAUGAAGGUACAUGAAUCCGAACCAGCUAUGUUAAAUAUGUGACACAAUAAGUUAUUUGUGACGAACAUCUUGUCUGUAUAAGAUUGUUGAUAUUAUAAGACACCAGACAACCUCUUUUAUACUUGGGCAUUUUUAUUAUAAAUUUGUUUGUA